Messenger RNA from Annulohypoxylon truncatum, 757 nucleotides. RefSeq names its product ergosterol biosynthesis protein-like protein Erg28. Gene Ontology annotation, cellular component: membrane; endoplasmic reticulum. Gene Ontology annotation, molecular function: protein-macromolecule adaptor activity. Bases 189 to 602 code for a protein of 137 amino acids. The transcript has 2 exons. The record is from RefSeq and is a predicted model, not a curated record. Lineage: Eukaryota; Fungi; Ascomycota; Sordariomycetes; Xylariales; Hypoxylaceae.
UUCAAAUUAUCGGGAUGCACAUUUCGCAUGUCUCUGAUAUAGUUUUAUAUUUACAUAUCCUCCGGAUGUCGUGAAGUUUCAUGUCUUUGUCAUAUUGAUCCUAGUAGAUAGAUGAUUUACUCUGCCCCCUUUUCUUUGCGAUUGUUUAAAGCGCUGUUUAUUCAACCAACCGUUAGUUGAGCGCCACAAUGGACCAACUUUCUUCGCUUCUGCCACAGCAUCAGGGUUACCUCCCAUACUUCUUGAUCGCUAAUGGAUUAUCCGCUGCGAUUCAUAGCGUCGUGUGUUACAGGGGCAAUCCUACGGCAUCCCUGAAAGCGUUCAGCGGCCCGGCGGCUCCACCUCCGCACCCGUUGCUAGCCCGUACUUACGGCCUGAAGAACUUUUACACCAGUUUCAUCAGAUUCUACGCCGCAUAUCACAUCACGAAUCCUCAGUUAUAUGACCUUGCCAUCUUGACUUUUGUCGGUGUGCUUUUCUUAUACAUUACCGAGGUCUUCGUUUAUAAGACUUCCAACUUGCGCGAGGCGUCUUUGCCCUACGUGAUCGCGGGGUCUAGUCUCAUGUGGAUGGUGUCGCAGCGUGAUUGGUACCUGUCGUAGUGAUGGGGACCUGGGAAAUUACCAGGUUCACGGGGGCGCAAAUGUCGGUGCGCAACGAUGGAAGAGCGGUGUUGGCGGGCUCGGGCAGCGUUUUUUUAAGAACGGAGAUAUCGGACAUGACAUUGUUGGAAAGCAAAAUUCAGCGAAAAUUCAGC